Molecule: messenger RNA, 599 nt
Organism: Drosophila takahashii
Lineage: Eukaryota; Metazoa; Arthropoda; Insecta; Diptera; Drosophilidae
Product: C-type lectin 37Da-like
Molecular function (GO): signaling receptor activity
Source: RefSeq, a predicted model, not a curated record
UCUUCCAAUUCAUCAGUCAAAAGCAAAAUGUUGAAGAAACUCCUUCCAGCUCUUCUCGUUGUCUCCAGCUUUAAUCUGGGAUUUUCCUACGAUAAAUACGCUACUCAAAUAUUGAAUGGAAACCCAAACAACUUAGCCAUUAACUCGAGCCCGUUCAUCAAGAUCAAUGAUGGAUACUAUUACUUUGGACAGGAUCAGGUAAAUUGGUAUGUCGCCUAUGAGAUCUGCCGCAAGUUAGGAUCCGAAUUGGUGACCUUCGAAACUGACGGCGAGUUUGAUGCCGUUAUUGGGUAUAUAAAGGGCCAGGGCAUACGAGCGAACUACUGGACUUCCGGCAAUGACCUGGGAAAAACAGGCACCCACAAUUGGUUUAGCAAUGCUCAGCGCAUAAAUAUAAAUCGGUGGGCCCCCAGACAACCCGACAAUUACAAAGGAAGAGAGCAUUGCAUACAGUUUGGUUACAUAUACGGAAGCUCGAAGGAUUACCAACUAGACGAUAGUCCCUGCGGCGAAUCAAAGAAUUAUGUUUGUAAGGCUCCAAAGCAAGAAACUAUAUCAAUUACUGUUUGGAAAUAGAGCUGAUUCAUAAGUUGUAAUCG